AUGCUAGCAAACGCCAAAUGCUGCAUCCCUGCAACGUCAAGCACAACAACCCCACCCAAAAAUUCAGGCUUGGCAAGAAAAUACACAUCGAUAAGGAAUUUCCGCCCGCCGAUAAACACCAAACACCAUCAUCACCAAACCCUCAGACCUCAACCUUUGCUGCGCCAUUCUGCUCGAUACGCUGCAAAGUUCGGUCUGUUUACAACAAACUCCACAAUGGCCAAACCAACAAUUUCCAAGGGCAAAAAAGGUAAUUCUCCACCCAUCCCAACAGCAGUCGCAGAAUGUACUAAACCCCCCCCUCCAGGCCCAUCAAAACACUCCCGUGCCUCCCGCCGCGAAGAGCCCAUAGACAUCAACACGGACAAAUCCCUCAAAUCCGCCCUCCCACCCCCCAUCUCCACCGACCACCACCGCCCCGCCGUCCUCGCCGCCCAGCUCGCCUCCUCCGUCUCCAAACCCACCCGCAAAACCGGCCGCAAAGCCCAGCUCAGCUCCAAAGCCCGGAAGCGCCAGGAAAGAAGCAUGGACAUGGCCGAGGCCGUCAUGGAGCGCACCAUCACCAAGAUCGAAAAGAGCAAGGGCCACGCCAAGGUGAUCAACACGAGGAGGAAACCAUGGGAAGAAAUCAACAAUGACGUCUUUGGCGAGGGCGAAAAGGCGAAGAAGCUGACCAAGAAGCAGCUGGAGAAGCAGAGGGAGGAUGAGAUUGUGAGGAAAUUCUUUGACGAGGGGGCGGCAGAGAAGGAUGAGGAUGGGAAUGUGGAGAUGGAGGGUGCGGCGAGUGAGGGUGAGGGUGAGGGUGAGGGGGUGCCAACGCCGGUGCAGGUUAUGGAGGAGGUGGAGGAAGUUUUGUAG
Molecule: messenger RNA, 858 nt
Organism: Podospora anserina S mat+
Lineage: Eukaryota; Fungi; Ascomycota; Sordariomycetes; Sordariales; Podosporaceae
Exons: 1
Coding region: 1-858 (285 amino acids)
Biological process (GO): ribosomal large subunit export from nucleus
Cellular component (GO): preribosome, large subunit precursor; nucleolus
Source: RefSeq, a predicted model, not a curated record